This is a messenger RNA of Anopheles funestus (African malaria mosquito), 4984 nucleotides long. It is a transcript of the gene Kcmf1, whose product is annotated as E3 ubiquitin-protein ligase KCMF1. Lineage: Eukaryota; Metazoa; Arthropoda; Insecta; Diptera; Culicidae. The record is from RefSeq and is a predicted model, not a curated record. Gene Ontology annotation, cellular component: plasma membrane. Bases 1223 to 2887 code for a protein of 554 amino acids. Gene Ontology annotation, biological process: synaptic signaling. Gene Ontology annotation, molecular function: zinc ion binding. The transcript has 5 exons.
CAAAGCAGAGAGUCAUCACGGGCAAGGGAAUGAUUUCUCGUCCAGAAAAAAACUGUGCAAGAUUUUCCGUUCUAGCCUUUUUUCCGUGCUGUGUUUGCAACUAGCAUUGCCAAUCAUUUUCCCCGCGCUGGAACCGGAAAAAAUCGCCAUACCGUGUAACCAUUCGCUAGGGAAAGGAAGCAGGAAAACAGGUGAAAACGUCGCUCUCCAAUUUCGUCCGAAAGUGGCAAGUAGGGGGAGCAAAAAAAAAAAAACCUCCAAUGCCAUUGUGCCCGUCGUCGUUCCAGUGUGUCGUCAGUUUUCCGAAUCGACAUUAAACAGGAAAAGAAACAAAGCUGCUACUAACCUGCUGAUAUGUGGAUGGAUUGCGUUGCUGCACAACGAAACCAAUAGCGAGAUUGUGAGGUGGGGUGGGCCGCAUCGAUACAGUGGGAAAAAUAUUUCGUACUACCAAAACGAUUAUGUGAAUAGUUUUCCUCAGCAGGCCCAUUGCGCGCUGUGUUUAAAGGUGUGAGUGCGUGCGUGCACGUGUGUGUGUGUGUGCGGUGCGUGCUGUGUAUGUGUGUGUUAACCGUGCAUAUUGGUAUUGCGUGUGUCCCCCGUACAUCGUGUAUGUGUGUUUACUACUGAAACCACACACGAGCAGAAAGCGAACAAAUUGUGCAUUUUUCUGGCCUGAAAAUUGUGUCAAACGGUGUAUCGCAGGUGCCCGAGCCAGAGUGUGCGCCUAGUGGUUGGGGCGGGGGGAAACAAAACACACACACGGGGUGUCGUAUUGAAAGGGUGUCCCCCUUCUACGGAACGGGGUGGAACGAGUGAUAAUCCGCUCCACUAUCGAUCACAAUUGUCGGUGUCACAGUCAAAGGAAGCAAUAGUUUUGAUACACACUGGGAAGCGCAUCGUGUCCGUGCUGGGGACGGUUUAUUGUACACGACGGAUAGAAACGUCGGAAGGUGGCGAGCAAAAUCGGCGAUUUGUCACAUUUCCCAGUUUCCCUUUUGCAAAAGGGGUCGAAUAGGCCAAGGCGCCUCGUUGUGUGCGGUGUAAGCUAGCCAAGCAGUGAGUAGUGAAAAUUGUUCGCCAGUGUGUGCGCGCGCGAGAGUGAAGAAUUGCAUUGAUUCGCCUUCGUUCUGGUGUGUGCGUGCGUUUUUUUGGCCUCCGUGUGUCUGCUGUUGCCGAGUAUAGUGUGUGCUCUAGUGCCGGGGACUAGGAGUGAAAAAUAAUGAGUCGCCAUGAAGGGGUCAGCUGUGAUUCGUGCUUGAAAAGUAACUUCCGUGGAAGACGAUACAAGUGUCUGAUCUGCUAUGAUUACGAUCUGUGCGCGACCUGCUAUGAGGAGGGCGCGACCACAACCCGUCACUCGACUGACCACCCGAUGCAGUGCAUACUAACGCAAUCCGAUUUCGAGCUGUACUAUGGAGGGGAAGUGUUACCGGCGGACCAGCCACAGUCCUUCACCUGUCCGUACUGCAAGCGGAUGGGGCUGAGUGAUUCCGCUCUGCUGGAGCACGUUAGUGCGGAACACACCGAUACCGGGCUGGAGGUGGUCUGUCCCGUCUGUGCCGCACUGCCCGGUGGCGAGCCCAACUUUGUGACCGAUGAUUUUGCAAGGCAUCUUAGCCUGGAGCAUAGGAGCGGGUCCCGGGAUCUUAUCUCGUUUCUGGAUGAGCCAUCAGCUAUCCGCCAUGGAGGUGUCAGAAGAAUGCCACAUUCGGGCCGCGCUCUUGGUGGUCCACGAUCGCGCCGUUCCAACAUGCACUUCAGCUCGUCCGGAGGCGGGCUGUCCACGCUGUCCCCGUCCGGCAGAGAGUCGGUUGACCCAAUCGCGGAACUACUCCAGCAGCUGUCCAAUGUACGCCGUGGAGGUGCACCACAACCGUCGCAGCUGCAGCAACUACAAAUGCAAAUUCAACUCGAGCGACAGCAAGUCACCGCCGCUCGUCAACAGUUGGAACGACUACCAAGACGACAGCAGCAACCGGCCGUCGUGUCCUCCGCUCCGAACGCAACCGGUGUCAACAACAAUGCGAUCGGUGCGCCCCAAGCAAAUCCGAACCACACAAUCAUCACACUGAACGCCGGUGGCCGCGAUGGUCCGAUCGCAGCAUCCUCCUCGUUGCCAAUGGUUUCCACCGGUGUCGGGGUCUGCAAUGUGUCGGGUUCGGUCGGAAGUGCCUCCGGCGCCGGUUCCAGUGCGCAACAGUCGCAGUUUCUGAUGGCACGCUUCAUGGUGCCUACCAUGGACGAUGCCGAACAAACACAGCUGGGCCGUGAUAGAGCGGACAGAUCACAGUUUGUUCAAGCUUUAUUGUUAUCAACCAUCGCAAAUGUGCAGCCGUUUAACAAAAGCGCUGACGAGGAGCUUUCCGAUGAGUUGAGUUCCAUGAAUUUAGGCGUCGGUAGUACGUGCAGCACCGUGCAGAACAGUAGUGUAAAAAGGCCAGCAUCGGAUGACGGUGCCGAGACGGGUGAGCUGCUGCAGGAUGGUAGCGGCAAUGUUGGUGCUACGGACAGUAACUACGGCAAGGAGGAUGGAAAUUGUGAUAGUUUCAAGCUAGGUGCCGACACCGCCAACGGGGGCCCGAACGACGACUCGCCGAACAUGAUGCAUCCGUCGGCCCAGCAUCCGUUGGGACACCGUGGCGGGCACGGCGGGUCCGGCAAAGCGAAAGGAGGUAGCUCGACCAAGUCGGGCAUGGGCGGUGGCACCGGGGGUGGUGUGGGCGGCCCAGCUGAGCGCCGAGCGUCCCGCCAAACACCGCCGUCCGGUGGGGGCGUCGGCAAUAAUGCGGCCAAAGCCCGCGAACUGAAGCAAGCAAACUCUUCGUCAAACACUUCCACGUCGGUGUCCUCGAGACAGCAGCACCACGUGCCCGACUCCAGGUAGUGUUGUUUGGUUGGUAAAAUGGUAUAAGUUAUUUAGCAAACAGGAGCAGCAGAGGAGCAGCAUAAAAAAGCAGCAACAGCAGCCGCAGUAGCAGUAGUCACACAAACAAAACCAACAUUAUCUAUUUGUCUCUUAAUCCAUGGAAUGAGGUAAGGGAUGAUGAUAGCAAAAACUGGACGGUUCCGCACGACUGUAAAGGGAAUAAAUUAUAGGAAGAGUCGCUUAAAAAGGCAGAGGAAGUACCACGGAGGAUGAGGAAUAAUGCAUCCAGGCCUCACCUGGAUGUGUGUGAGUGUGUGUGUGUGUGUAAAAACAUAAAGCCAAGCUAAGGGACAGAUGCAAAACGAAGCGUAAGAAAAUUAUUAUGUGUGAUCACCCAAAACAAAAUGCAGAUAGAGAAUGUUUUGAAAUUCGGCGAAAAGCAAAUUAGCCAAGCACUACUUGAUAAUGUUGCAGAUCAUAGAAUACACAUACAGAGCUCGAACUAUGGGAACCGAACAUCGGAAAUAGGAAAUUCAUGCCACAAAAAAAGGAAAACGGACACAUAAACUAAAUAUAGCUAUCUUUGUAAUAAGGGAAUGGAAGCUAAAACACAGGACACGAUUCAGUGGAGGUGGUAAAGAAAAUUUUAGACGAUUUUUGAAGCAACUGAUGCCGUUGAAGUUGUGCGCCAGAUAGAUGGCUGGAAGAUGGUGAUUUUUUUCAUCCACAGAACACUACAAUUUCUGUUAGUCUCUUCUAAUCCAUCCGCUUAAGUUAUUCAUUGCGGUAUGGGGAUCUGCGCAACAAACCUAUUGUUUUUUUUUUAAUAAUUUAAAUUUUCAAGGCGACCCAGGGCUUGGUUGGUUGGUAGCGGCGCCAGUCUCUCAAACCCAUUCCCAUUUUUUUCACAUUACUUAAAUUCACACUAGUUAGCAUCAUGGAAUGGGGCUAGUUUCCGAUGACUUCACUUGAGGAAAAGAAGAGCACUAUAAACAUGGAACAAAUUAUCUCUUUUGAAUUAACGCUUGAAUCAUUGGAAUUCGAUCGUUAGAUUAGGAGCACACUCUCAACUAGACAUCUGCGGAAAAUUCCUAUUCUUGCAGAUACCGAGUAUAUGAUCUUGAUUCCUGUUAGUAUACCAUGGUCUGAGCAAAGGAGACAGUGUGGUUUUUCCGAGCGGCCUCCCAAGUCUGGUUGGGGCUUUGAGAGAAUGUAAAACAGAUGAUGGAUAAAUCAUUAAUCAUUGCGCAAAUGAAAUCAUACAACCCAAAAGAGCACCAUGCCAAGCUGAAGUAACCUAUAAGCUUAGCACUAGUAAUAACCGUGAAUAUAUGGACCUGAAGUCGGGGUGGGAACGAAUAGUGUACGUGUGCAUGACACACAAGUGAUUGAGAUAUUGUUCGCAGAGAGAUGGAGAGAGAAAGAGAGAGAGGCCAUUCAUAGUCGUGUUUGUUGGAUAAUUCUUAAAAUUUCGGUUAGAAUUGCAUUAUUUCAUACAAACAGUCCACGUGCUACGUGCACUUCCCAACAAAACAAAAAAUGCGUGGCAACUUCUGAACGGAAGACACAGACAGUAAAGAAAUUGCACACCACCCAUAUAAGAUAUAACAACAUCCACAUGUUGCUCCUUAGUUUAAUUUUUGCUCGACUGUGGAUUCAUGGAUGGAAGAUUCAGCAUGUGCCGAGCGUACGCUUUAUCCGAAUUAGUUUCGUACCGGAAUCCGCAAAGUGCGCUACGACGGUAGAAAAAGACGCAUAAUGUACAUUUAUAAUUUUCUUGUUUAUCGCCGUUGGUUUAGUUUUACUUCAUUCAAGCAUUAGUUUCAUGCUCAGAAUCAGAACGUUUGCUCAUGUUUUUUUUUCUUUGUUAAUAUGGUUUCGGUUCAUAGGCGUGGUGAUCCAACGGUCGACUGUGAAGCCCAUCGGUCCUGCGUUCGGAUCGGUUUUCAUUUUGAUACUAUUUUCCCAGCUGAAUUCAUACAUGGUUCUGACAAAAAAGUAUAUUUAUCUAGCGCUUGUAUAGAAAUUUAAAUUUUAAAAACAAUCGAUAAUUACAACAACAAAAAACAAGUAAUAUUUCAAUGUUGAAAAUAAAGCAAGACAUAGAAAAAAACA